Molecule: messenger RNA, 1119 nt
Organism: Racocetra fulgida
Lineage: Eukaryota; Fungi; Glomeromycota; Glomeromycetes; Diversisporales; Gigasporaceae
Source: the annotation of a GenBank genome assembly
AGUAAAAAUUAUAUCAAAUGAUAAUGACAAAUGUGAAUUUCUUUUAAUGGUGGAGUCUUUACAACCAACAAUAACACAAGCAUUUGAUAAUAUAAAAAAAUAUGCAUUUAAUCAUCCCAAACAGAAAAAACUUAAUAAUAAUAUAGCCGCAUUUAUUGUUGAGGACCUUCAACUAUUUGCAGUUCUUCGAUCACAAGCAUUUAAACGAGUAAUUGAAAGACUUGAUAUCCAAGCCAACAUACCAAGUAUAGAUCAUUUGAAAGAAAUUUUUAUAAAUAGUGAAGAUAAAAUUUUAAAAAAGAUUCGUGAGUAUGCAAUUAACAAUACUGAAAUUAGUAGUAUUUCAUUUACUACUGAUAUGUGGACGUUAGACAAUGGUGAUCCAUAUAUCGAACUCAUGCUUCACUGGAUUAAUAGUAAUUUUCAAAUAAAAGAAAUUAUUGGUAAUAUUUCAUACCUUCCGUAUCCUCAUACUGCCAAAUGUCUUUUUAAUAAAAUAAUCGAAAUUUUAGAUAAUCUUCAACUUAAAAAUGUAACUGUUUGUGGUACAAUUGAUAAUGGAUCAAAUAUCAAAUCGUGUUUAGAAAAAUUAGAGCGAAAAUAUGAACUAUCAUUAAAUGAUUGGGAUAAAAUAACCAAAUUAGUCAAAUUAUUAUAUCUUUAUGAGGUUAUUUCUAAAAAAUUAUCUGGUUCACAAUAUCUAACACUUUCGCAGGCAUGGUUUGUGAUUAACUUUAUUAAAGUGAAGUUCGAUUGUGCUAUAACCAAUUAUACUGAUAUUCAAAAUUUUAGAAAUUUUCUUUAUGAAUCAAUUCAAACACGAUUUUUAGAACCAACAAAACCAAUUCGGCUUGCUGCUUUCUUUGAUCCUCGAACUAAAGAUAUGCAAAUAUUUAUAAAAGAAAAUAAAAAACUUACAAUUUCGGAAGCACUUACUGAAUAUGAAUUAACUUGUGAUUCUUUUGAAACCAAUACUUUAUCAAAUGCAAAUAACAAAGAUAUUUUUGCUUCAACAACCACUAAUUUUCAAGAAAAUCCAGGACAACAAUAUAGUACAAGCUGUGAAUUUAAUUCAUAUCUUUUGGUACCAAAAGCUUCAAGUGAAACGGAUAUACUUCA